UCCUCUGGCCCUCCAAGAAUGGAAGUUUGGGCUGGUCCAUUUGUGGCCUAAACUUAGCUGUGUGUCUGCUGAGAUCUGUGUGUGUCACACUGACCCUCAGAGCUUCAGAGUCUUCAUGUGUCUUUCUCUGUGGACACUUCACGCUCAACAGACCGGAGCAGUCCACCAGCAUGAGUUUGAUGGACAUAUCCAAGAUCUUUUCUCUUCUUCAACCCAAAGAGGAGGAGGACACGGGCUGCAGUCAGGAGCUCAAUCAGGCCGUGUUUAGAGACGAUGAGGGACUCCUGACUGAUCUGCUGUCUCAGGACAGGUACAGGAGGUGUGUUAACCUGCGCAGCGGCUGGGGCGUCCCGGUCACUCCACUGCGCUCCGCUGCGUCUCAGGGUCACCUGCGCUGUCUGGAGGUGCUCCUGGCUCACGGUGCCGAGGUCGACAGCCUGGAUGUCAAAGCCCAGACGCCGCUGUUCACGGCCGUCGCCGGCAGACACCUGGACUGUGUGGUUGCUUUAUUAAAAGCCGGUGCCGACCCUAACGGCAGCCCAUAUAACAACUGCUCUCCGGUGCUCACCACGGCCCGAGACGGAGACGCAGACAUCCUGAGAGAGCUCCUGCGGCACGGAGCUGAUGUAGACGUCAAACCCAAGAUCCCAGACUGGGCCUCCAAUGCCACGGCCUGCAGAGGGCCGCUCUAUAUUUCAGCUUGUUACGGUCAUCUGGAGUGCUUCAAACUCUUGCUGCAGCAUGGAGCAAACCCAGACUAUAACUGCACCGACGAAAAGAUGCUGAGCCACAUCAAACAGCCCCAAACUGUGCUGGAGAUGUGUCUCAGAUACGGCUGCGGGCCCCAAUACAUUCAGCUGCUCGUAGACUUUGGAGCAAACGUCUAUCUGCCUGCUUUAAUCAUAGAUAAAACAACCAGACAGAAUGAAGCAGUGACGCUUCUGCUCAAAGAGAGAGUUUGUCCAAAACCACUGAUGUCUCAGGCUCGACUUUCUUUAUGGAAGUUCCUUCCCAUGGAAAACAAAAUGUGCUGCAUAGAUUGUCUGGAUAUUCCCAAAAUUCUGAAGGACUAUUUGAAUCAUGUAUCCUGAUUUUCCUACAUUUUCUCUUCUGAUGUGGAAUACAUAUCUGACGAUGGGACGAAUAUUAAGUUUCCCUUUUUGUAAAACGUUGUAAUAUGUAAUAUCUGUAAUAUUUUCUGUGUUUAGAAUUCUAAAUACUACAGAUAAUGUAGCAUUUAAUGGAUUGUUUUAUUAUUUUGAUCAAAUAUUUAGGAGUAUGUGGUUAAUGCAACAAUGGAGUAGAUCAUGUUCUUGUGUUGAUAUAAAGUAAAUUAACGUGAAGGAAAACCUCUGCCCUCUAAUGGUGGAAAUGAUGACAAAAGUUUGCU
Molecule: messenger RNA, 1390 nt
Organism: Cyprinus carpio (common carp)
Lineage: Eukaryota; Metazoa; Chordata; Actinopteri; Cypriniformes; Cyprinidae
Gene: asb12b
Product: ankyrin repeat and SOCS box containing 12b
Biological process (GO): regulation of barbed-end actin filament capping
Cellular component (GO): cytoplasm; nucleus
Molecular function (GO): protein binding
Source: RefSeq, a predicted model, not a curated record